Molecule: messenger RNA, 1327 nt
Organism: Camellia sinensis
Lineage: Eukaryota; Viridiplantae; Streptophyta; Magnoliopsida; Ericales; Theaceae
Source: RefSeq, a predicted model, not a curated record
CACUUAGAAAGUUGUAAUGAGACAAAAAAAAGUUAGAUGGGUUAGAGAGAGAUUGUCUGUCUGCCUUCUCUCUUGAAUUCAUCAAUCUCUCAUUGAUUAUGGCUGAUUCUCUUAAUACUCGUGGGGUCGAUUCUUCUAGAGGCGAAGUAGAUGUACUGGAAGGAAAAAAGGGAUCGGAGUUCAUGAAGGUGUCUAAUGAGGUUUUGGGGGUUCUUGAUGGAUGUACUGCGGGGUUUGGGAAAUCAUACUCUGCGAAGCUGUUUGAUCAGGGUUUCGGGGGUAUGAAAGGUGAUUCGCCCAUCAGUUGUGGUCAAUCUGGAAAGACGGUCACGAACCCUAGUUCUUUUGCUGAGUCUGUGAAACUAAGGGUUUUGAAGGUCUUUGGAUUCAACAGCUAAUAUUGAUGCGUUUGAUUUGAUGAGGUUACAAAUUUAAACAAACAUGCUAACAUGGGACCAAAGAUCAAGGAUGUGAGGAUACGAAUCCAGCCAUGGAAAGGAAGAGCAGAGGCCGUCAGAAGAUUGCGAUGACAAGAAUGUCAAAUAAAAGCAACCGAAUCGUUACCUUCUCAAAGCGUCGUUCUGGGCUAUUCAAGAAGGCAAGCGAACUCUGCACCCUAUGUGGCGCUGAAAUUGCCAUCAUCGUUUUCUCUCCUUGCAAAAAGGCCUUCUCUUUUGGCUACCCUUGUGUUGACACUGUUGUAGAUUGUUUUCUCUCUCGAAACUCUCCACCCAAUUCAGGCUCGCUCCAACUUGUCAAGGCUCACUGCAAUGUGAAUGUUAGCAAGCUCAACUUGCAACUUACUGAAGCACUUGAUAUGUUGGAAGCAGAGAAGAAAAGAGGCGAAGAGCUUAACAAGAUGAGGAAAGCUAGCCGAGAUGGGUGUUGGUGGGAAGCACCGGUUAGCGAGCUUGGACUUCAGCAACUCGAGCAAUUGAAGGUUGCAAUGGAGGAUUUAAAGAAGAAUGUUGCAAAGCAAAGCAAGAAGAUUCAGAUGGAGGAAUCGAACCCCUGGAGGUUUAUUGAAGAUUCCAUGGGAGGGCAUGUUGGUGGUGCUUCUCAUGAUGUUAAGGUUUCUGGGCUAGUUCUGUCCAUGACUCCACAUGGAUAUACCCUCGGCUAUGGACAUGGGAUUUUUUUGAUAUUUUGUCGUUUGUUGCUACGAAGAACUUGCAUGUUUGCUUAUGAUUUUGGGUUUAAUUUGUUGGAAUUUUAAUAAAAAUAAAAUUAAUUAUUGCUAUGUAAUUUGUUUGACCUUAAUGAACAUUAAUAUUGAUUUUAAAUAUUUCGGUUACAAAGAUAUUAUUAAGUUUUAUUAUUAUAGUUA